This is a messenger RNA of Nematostella vectensis (starlet sea anemone), 859 nucleotides long. RefSeq lists its product as uncharacterized. The transcript has a single exon. The coding region runs from base 137 to 550 and encodes 137 amino acids. The record is from RefSeq and is a predicted model, not a curated record. NCBI's taxonomy places the organism in Eukaryota, Metazoa, Cnidaria, Anthozoa, Actiniaria, Edwardsiidae.
CGCCUCUAAUUGCUCGCGCAGUGGAAAAUCUGGAACAAACACCACGAGCUAUUAAAAAAGUCAGAUAUUAUCAGUGCGCAAAAAGAGAGUUAAGGAGUGCGGAAAACCUAAAGAGUCCGCGUCAGAGACGUGCAAAAUGCCGAACACUGGUCAAAUACAGGGUCAAGCUUUCAAGUGCGAGAAAUGUCGACAAGAUUUCUCAAAUGUGUGGCUGCCCUCAAAUCCUUGCUGUCGAAUUAAGAUGCGAGAGAUUGGCCAGAAUACUGCCAUCUACACGACGCCCUAUUCCCGACAUUUAUCCUACAGUAUGAGCUCGGGAGAAAGCUGCGAUUCUAACAGAUCAUCACCGAAAUCUCGGAAGAACCGAUCCAACCAACCGAGCAUGCCACAACUUGAUCCUAGAUUCCGCUACGUCAACUCGCUGGCGCCCUUCUCGACUCUAGGCAAGCCGACGUGCGGGUUUUACUUCUCGAGAGAGACGGAUAACAAGAAACGAAGAACGGGGAUUCCGCCAUCGGAUUUGGUAGCUUGGAGGUCUCACAUCUCUUGAUAAAAGACACCAAAAGCGAGGAAAAAUUGCACUUGUGUGAAGAAAGUACCAAACGAGGUAUUUUUGAGGACUUUGACUGCGUUGCCAAUAGUAAUCUACAGAAAUUAGUGUAAACGAAAUGUCUUCGGUGUUGCAAUGUGGGACAUGGACAAUACUUUAUUAAAAAACCUUCGCACUAAAGUUGUAAAGUCAACUUACUUUAAUUUUGACACUGGAAAUUCACUUAACGCUGUUUUUUUGGUAACUUUUUGUGACAAAAGCGAUGUAAAUACAAGUAACGGUGGGAUUAAAACGCUGUGUGUACAGUGA